AAACCAUCAUGUUCGCGUUCCGUGCCUGUCUUCUCGUGGCUCUGGCCAGCUGCGCCCUCGCCGGCUACGCCAGCCCGUUGUACGGCUACAGCGCCCCGUUGGCAGCCUACCACGCCGCCCCAGUGUACAGCAGAGUCGUGGCCCCAGCCGUCACCGCCGUCCAUCACGGAGCAGCCGUGUCCCACGUGUCCAGUGUGAGCAGCUACCGCAGCCAGCACCCCGUGGCCACCCCGGUCGCCCGCUACGCCUCCGUCCACACGGCCCCGGCUGUGGCCACUGUCCACACCGUCCCGGCCGUCGCCAAGGUCGCCGCCUACGCUGGUCCCGCGUUCUCCGCUGUUCAUGCGGUCCCGACUCACGGAUACGGCAUCGGAUACGGCUACGGUCUGGGCACUUACGGACUUCGCUACGGUCAUGGCCUGAGAACCUACGGCUACGGACUUGGCUACCAUUUGUAAACACUAUAGUUUACUUUUAAAACGGCGAUAAAUAAAGCUUCUGGUUCAACUGUAAA
Messenger RNA from Ixodes scapularis (black-legged tick), 514 nucleotides. Its product is annotated as cuticle protein 12.5-like. The coding region runs from base 9 to 458 and encodes 149 amino acids. Lineage: Eukaryota; Metazoa; Arthropoda; Arachnida; Ixodida; Ixodidae. The transcript has 2 exons. The record is from RefSeq and is a predicted model, not a curated record.